This is a messenger RNA of Phialemonium atrogriseum, 681 nucleotides long. RefSeq names its product PITH domain-containing protein. The record is from RefSeq and is a predicted model, not a curated record. Gene Ontology annotation, cellular component: nucleus. Lineage: Eukaryota; Fungi; Ascomycota; Sordariomycetes; Cephalothecales; Cephalothecaceae. The coding region runs from base 1 to 681 and encodes 226 amino acids. The transcript has 2 exons.
AUGUCGCAUCAUUGCCAUGACGAGCAUGCCGAGGGAGGCGGUCACCAUAGUCACGAUGGGCAUGAUCAUUCGGAUGAUAUAACGCCGGCUCUCCAGUUCUCGCUCUACCAGCAUAUCAACUUUGACGAGGUCACAACUCUGAACGAGGCGCAAUAUGGCUCCGGCAAGGCCAUCGUAAAAAAGACAUGGGCAGAGCGACUGGACGAGGAGCCCGAGUUGGUUAGUGACUUGGAUGAGCAACUCAUCAUCAACGUCCCCUUCACCGGGCAGGUCAAGCUCCACGCCAUCUCCCUGAGGACGUCCAACUCGCCGAGCGCGCCCAAGACGCUCAAGGUGAUCAUCAACCGCGACGACGUCGACUUCGGGUCGGCCGAGGAGCUCGAGGCGACGCAGACGUUUGAGCUCUCGCAGACAUCCGAGGUGCAGGAGCUCCCCGUGCGGCGGGCCCGGUUCGCCGCCACCCGGCGCCUGACCCUCUUCUUCCCGGACAACUUCGGCGACGGCGACGAGGACCAGACCCGCGUCGGCUACCUCGGCUUCAAGGGCGAGUGGAUGCAGCUCGGCCGGGCGCCCGCAAAUAUCAUCUACGAGGCCGCUGCGAACCCGAGCGACCACGCCGUGAAGGGGACGUCGGCUAACCAGAUGGCUAGCCAUCUUGGUGGUCGGGAUCGAGGCCCGUGA